This is a messenger RNA of Chelonus insularis, 2708 nucleotides long. RefSeq names its product replication in mitochondria 2 (gene Rim2). Gene Ontology annotation, cellular component: mitochondrion. The coding region runs from base 1042 to 2511 and encodes 489 amino acids. The transcript is spliced from 7 exons. Lineage: Eukaryota; Metazoa; Arthropoda; Insecta; Hymenoptera; Braconidae. The record is from RefSeq and is a predicted model, not a curated record. Gene Ontology annotation, biological process: pyrimidine nucleotide import into mitochondrion. Gene Ontology annotation, molecular function: pyrimidine nucleotide transmembrane transporter activity.
GGUGUUGUGAUAAGUAGCGUACACAGGCAAACAUAUUUACAUCUAAAAAUUAAUUUAUGCCCAAGAGUAGUUCAACUUUAUACAAUCGUCCGACACACAUCUGAAGUAGGAUCAACAGCUAACCAACAUCGACGCCGCCUUUAUUUAGUGUACCACAAAUACUAUUGAAUACUAUACUCUAUUCUACUUAACUUGAAAAUACAAUUAAUGAAUAAUAUAGCAAUUCAUAUACGUUUUAAAAAUAUUUGCAACUAUACGGAAAACUAAUUAGUGUUUAAAAUUUUUCAUCACAGAAACAAACAGUGAUAUACGAUAAAUUCUAGAAUUUUACAUGGAAUUUAAUUUUUAUUUUUCACAUCAUAUUUAUAAUGAAAUGAGUUAUAUUUUUUGCGGUAACUAAUGUACACACGUACCAAUAAUCAUAAUAAUCAUUUAUAACACAUGUAAAUUAUUUAUUUAUAUAAGUAAUACUGUGGAAGUAGCAUUAACAUGUAGUUCACUCACAAAAAUAGCAAGAACGAUCGUAUAUUGUUUGAUUGUCAUUAGUUUCGUUUGAUAUUGUACACAAAUAACAUCAUAAACAUCAAUUGUCAUGUCAUUAUUAACAUAAUUGUAUUUAUUAAAUCUGUAUGUUGUUAUUAUUUAUCAUAUAUAUAUAUAUUUAUUAUUAUUCAUCUUACAAUUGUGAUAACGACAAGGGCGACGCAGUACCGUAUACGGAUUUAUUAUUAUCAGCAAUAAAUAUAUAUAUAUAUAUAUGUCAUAUAUCUGCUGCAGUUAAGGUACGAAAUUAUUACCAAAAAUACCAAUCGAUUAUAAAUACUACGCAGUUAAGACGCUGGUUGAAAAGACAUCGUGAUCAUAAACAAUCAACACAAGAAAGAGAUAUUGCGAAGUUCAAGCGUUCUGAUUAAUUACCGGCAUUAUAUUACAUUAUUACUUAAUAAUACUGUUUACAUAGAAUAUCGUUAAUUUAUUCAUUAUUAGUGUAAGUGUGUAAUGACUGUGAUAUUCGGAACAAAUUCAAUACGUAAUUAAGAUAUGUCGCAACGAGAUACAGUUAUUCAUCUUGUCGCUGGCGGAAUUGCCGGUACUAUGGGCGCAAUAGUCACUUGUCCCUUGGAAGUUGUUAAAACUCGCUUGCAGUCAUCUAGUUCUAGCUUUCAUGCAUCUUCAACAGCUUUAGGACCUACUAUUAUACCGGUUGAUCUAUCAACCGGAACAACAACAACACCAGUCACAACAAUGAUGACAUCAACAUCGAAUUAUGCAACAAAAUGUGGAAAUAACAAUUCAAAUAAUAAUACUAAUAAUAGUAACUCUUCUAAUUAUUCAGUACCACAUCAAAGAAGACAACUAUGUACCGGUGGUUAUUCCAGGCACGUUCUUGUAUCUCUCUCACAUUGUAAUGUUACACCUUCACCGAAUUCUGGAAAUUCUGCAGCAGCUGGACAGUUGCAUUACAGUCACCCGUUGGCAACACCCUUAACGUCGCCACUUUUAUCAUCAACUUCAUUACCACCACAUUCAUCAUCUCCAACAUCACCAGGCCUCAUUUAUUGCUUGAGGUAUAUUAUCAAAUAUGAAGGUUUUAGUGCACUCUUUAAAGGCCUUGGACCAAAUUUAAUUGGCGUUGCACCAUCGCGUGCCAUCUACUUUUGUACAUACUCUCAAAGCAAGGGUUUUUUUAAUUCUUUUCUACCUCCGGAUAGUGCAAUAGUUCAUGUUUGUUCAGCAUCUUGUGCAGGCUUUACAGCAUGUACUGCAACAAAUCCGAUUUGGUUUGUGAAAACACGACUACAAUUAGAUAAUCAAGCAAACCGUAUGAGUACUAGAGAUUGUAUUAGGAGAAUAUAUCAACAAUCGGGAUUUCUUGGAUUUUAUAAAGGGAUUGUAGCAUCGUACGUUGGCAUAAGUGAGACCGUGAUACAUUUUGUCAUUUAUGAAGCAGUAAAAACUUGGUUAGUGACUCACCGAUCAAGUAGAGUAAUUUCUUCAAACAAUCACACCAAUUCUACUGGUCAUGUAAAUGAUAGCAAUAAUAGCAUUCAAAAUAAUAACAAAGAUGAUGAAAAUGAUAAUGAAAAACUAUCAACGAAAACAUCACGUGAUUUUUUGGAAUUUAUGGCAGCUGGUGCUUUAUCAAAAACUGUAGCAUCAUGUAUUGCCUAUCCACAUGAGGUAGUAAGAACAAGACUGAGAGAAGAAGGCACAAAGUAUUCAAGUUUCUGGCAAACAGUAAGUAUGAUAUAUAAUGAAGAAGGCUUCAAAGGAUUAUACCGUGGAUUAACAACCCAAUUAGUGCGACAAAUACCAAAUACAGCAAUUAUGAUGGCAACUUAUGAAUGUGUAGUUUUUAUUUUAUCUCGACAAUUUCAAAAUCAACCAGUAUUAGAUCAUCAUUAUCACCAUCAUCAUCAUCAUCAUCACCACCACCAUCAUCAUCAUCAUUAUCAUACUGAAUCUACGACGACAAAUAAUUCAGAUACAGCUUUCUAUUCGAAACAUUAGAUCUAAAUAGAUAUUCUGAAUCUAGAAUAUUUUUGAAUUGGUUUUAAUAAAAAAACUGAAAUUAAAAAAACAACUGAUAUAGCAAAACAAAAUUGUUAUUAUAAUUGUUGCUGUUGUUUGUUGAAUUUCGUGUGUAGAUAUGACGGAUAUAAAUGUACAGUUUUGAAAUUAUUGUAUUUUUUUUAAUAAAGAAAUAC